AUGAGGUCGAUACCAGAUACCGGUCACAAACCCUCGCCCGCGCCUCUCGACUCCCCCACGACCUUCUUCCUGUCCCGCAAUCCGCAUGUCUCGGAACUGGAGCCGAGUCUCGUGCUAGGGCCCGACGAUACCAAAGAGAGCAUGUACGGGGUACAUAGCCUGGAAGAGACCUGCCAUUCCAUCUUCCCUGGCGAGACUCCCGACAGCCCCCAACUGCCCGAUGAGUUGGAACCGCACACACGCCGCCGGUCGACACUGAAGGCGGAUCCAGCCCGCUCGGGGCAGACCUCCCCGGGGGUCUCCCGGCCCUUAACUCCGUUCGCUCUAGGCCUCCCCGACGAGCCCUCGUCACUUCCAAGCAGUCCAAAAUCAAUAACGAAUCAAUCCCUACGGCCACUCGACGAUAUAUCCAUCACGGAUGAACUCGAAAGCCAAGCCAUCGGAUCGGGAGAUGAGGAGGCAAAGGGAUCCCCACGAAUGGCAAGUGGGGCGUCCCAGCUUAUCAUGCCAAGUAUCAAAAUGCCCAGUCGCCGCCCGUUCACCGAGCGUGGCCAAGCCAUGGGUCGAUUCAAACUUCUUUUGGCGGGGGCCCCUGGUAAGUUCACGCGAGAGAACAUGACUGGUGGACAGGAGCUAAUCUCGAAUUUCGGGGGCAAAACAGGUUCGGGCAAAACCGCUUUGAUCAAGGCCAUCGUGCAAACAUGUGAAGAUAUCGUUCAUGUCGACACGAUCCCGGUGAACUCGUUGGAGCGUCGCAGGCCGUCUCAUUCGGCAUCCCGAACUGCGACAACCGAAAUUUAUGCUAGCACGAAACCUUAUCCAUCCUGGUGGUCGGAUUUGGAAGAUUCGCGUGUGCUCAAGCGCCGGAAGAGUAUCGGGGAAAUUGUCCUCGAAAGGAACCUUUGUUUCGUCGACACCCCCAGAUCCAGUUUAAGUCGCGCGGGUCAAACCGACGCUACUGCGCAAUACAUGUACCACCAAUUUGUUCGCGCCACUAAUGCGCUUCAUGGUUUGAAUGUCGAUUUCCAAAAUCUCCUAGCCGGAAACGGUGGAUCCCAGGUGGAUGCCAUAUUGUACUUGAUUUCCCAUGACACCCUAUCUACAGACGUGGAAUGCAUCCGCAAGCUCAGCGAGCUGAGCAAUGUAAUCCCCAUAAUACCCAAAGCAGACACACUCACCCCAAUCCAAAUCAGCACCCUAAAACUUCACUUCCAUGAGAAAUCCCGAGAAGCCGGGAUUAAACCCUUCCUUUUUGGCCUAAAUGAGGCCAGCAUAGACUUCCAGCCCCCAUACGCCGUCUCCUCGGCCAAGGGCUCCGAUCCAGAAACAAUGGACGCAAGCAUCCUAAUGAGCCCAGACUACGUCCAACCCCUCAUCCCCUCUGAAUUAAACACCCUGGUCGACCAGAUCUUCGAUCGUGACAAUCUAGCUUGGCUCCGCCAUUCCGCUGCAAAGAAGCUUCUACAACGCGCCUCUGCUCUCCAACCUUCUAUCCCCAGCACCCCCGCCCCACCCGGUGGGUCCAAUGCUUUCUGGCAGGCCGUCUCGGCUGCUUCUCCACCCAGCUAUGCCAUGGCCCGCAUCACAGACUACACUCGCAAUGAGGACCGCAUGGCGCAGGUUCGUCUCGCGCAGUGGGCGACCGAUCUCCAGCGCAGCCUGCAGAAUGAGCGCGAGCGCUACGCGGAGCUAGCGCGCGGCGAGCGUGCCGUGUGGCUGACAGAAAAGCUAGGCGAGUGCGUGGUCGAUGGGUCGCUUGUGCCGCUUUCGCAAACGCCGGGCUUUGGGUUGCGGGAGAAGAGCCUGCGGUCACAUUCGUAUCGGUUUGGAAUUAGUCCUCAGGAUCCGCUUGGGGUGGUUGGUUGGGUUGAUGAUUUGGGGAGGAGGAGCUGGGUGCUUGUCCAGAUCGUUGGGAGUGUCGGCGUUGUGGGUGGGUUGGCACUUUGGCUAGCGCGUACUUGGGGUCUGCCGACGCGCAGCUUGACGGAUAUGCGGGUGGACUACUGGUGUAGUCUGGACCGGUGA
This is a messenger RNA of Penicillium brevicompactum, 2025 nucleotides long. RefSeq lists its product as uncharacterized. Gene Ontology annotation, molecular function: GTPase activity; GTP binding; molecular adaptor activity. The coding region runs from base 1 to 2025 and encodes 674 amino acids. The transcript is spliced from 2 exons. Lineage: Eukaryota; Fungi; Ascomycota; Eurotiomycetes; Eurotiales; Aspergillaceae. Gene Ontology annotation, cellular component: septin ring; microtubule cytoskeleton; septin complex. Gene Ontology annotation, biological process: cytoskeleton-dependent cytokinesis. The record is from RefSeq and is a predicted model, not a curated record.